Messenger RNA from Erpetoichthys calabaricus (reedfish), 3431 nucleotides. RefSeq names its product ribosomal protein S6 kinase alpha-3. NCBI's taxonomy places the organism in Eukaryota, Metazoa, Chordata, Cladistia, Polypteriformes, Polypteridae. Gene Ontology annotation, molecular function: ATP binding; magnesium ion binding; ribosomal protein S6 kinase activity. The transcript has 22 exons. The record is from RefSeq and is a predicted model, not a curated record. Gene Ontology annotation, biological process: protein phosphorylation; intracellular signal transduction. Bases 240 to 2462 code for a protein of 740 amino acids.
CACCGAGUUGUGAACAGCGAGAGUGUGUAUGCGCAUUCAGUCAAUCUGCGAGGGAACCGAGGUUGCUGACCUCGUGCUUUUUUUUCUUUCUUUUUUUUCUUUUUAAUACACAGUUAUUAAGACUUAUAAGCGCUGGAGCGACGUUGGCUUUCUUUUGAUAUCCAGACCUUAUUGUGAAAUUUUAAAGGAAACCUCCAAAUAUUUUCCGCAUUGGAUUAGGACGUUGACAACUUUUGAAGAUGCCACUGGCGCAGCUGGCAGACCCUUGGCAGAAGAUGACUGUGGAAAACGUGGAAAGUGAGAAUGGACAUCAAAUUGUUGAUGACUCAAUGGGAGAAGAUGAGAUACCUUCAUCUAGUCAGGAUGAAGGGAAUGUUAAAGAAAUUCAGAUCACAAACCAUGUGAAAGAGGGCCAUGAGAAAGGUGAUCCACGUCAGUUUGAGCUGCGCAAAGUGUUGGGACAAGGUUCAUUUGGAAAGGUCUUUCUUGUCAGAAAGAUUAUGGGGUCAGAUGCUGGACAACUGUAUGCAAUGAAAGUUCUUAAGAAAGCUACACUAAAAGUUAGAGAUCGUGUUAGAACAAAAAUGGAACGGGACAUUCUGGUUGAAGUAAAUCACCCCUUUAUUGUAAAAUUACACUAUGCUUUUCAGACAGAAGGAAAGCUCUACCUCAUUCUGGAUUUCCUCAGGGGAGGAGACUUAUUUACUAGAUUAUCUAAAGAGGUCAUGUUUACUGAAGAGGAUGUCAAGUUCUACCUUGCUGAGUUAGCACUGGCUUUAGAUCACCUUCAUAGCCUUGGAAUUAUAUACAGAGACCUUAAACCGGAAAAUAUCUUGCUUGAUGAAGAAGGACAUAUAAAAUUAACAGAUUUUGGGUUAAGUAAAGAGUCCAUCGACCAUGAAAAGAAAGCAUACUCCUUCUGUGGUACUGUAGAGUAUAUGGCACCAGAGGUUGUGAACAGGAGGGGGCAUACCCAAAGUGCUGACUGGUGGUCAUUUGGAGUUCUAAUGUUUGAGAUGCUCACAGGGACAUUACCGUUCCAAGGAAAAGACAGAAAAGAGACAAUGACGAUGAUUUUAAAAGCAAAACUUGGGAUGCCGCAGUUUCUAAGCCCUGAAGCACAAUCGCUGUUACGAAUGCUCUUCAAGCGGAACCCAUCAAAUAGACUAGGUGCUGGUCCAGACGGAGUAGAGGAAAUUAAGAGACAUCCGUUCUUCUCAACUAUUGACUGGAAUAAAUUAUUCAGAAGGGAAAUUUAUCCACCUUUUAAACCAGCCUCAGGACGACCCGAUGAUACCUUUUACUUUGACCCCGAGUUUACAGCAAAAACCCCUAAAGAUUCCCCGGGAGUUCCCCCCAGUGCCAAUGCUCAUAAGUUGUUUCGAGGAUUUAGCUUUGUUGCCAUUAAUUCAGAGGAGGAAAAUCAGCCUAUGCAAAAUUCAAACAUGCAUUCUGUUGUACAACAGCUCCACAGAAAUAGCAUUCAGUUCACUGAUGUGUACGAUGUGAAAGAAGAUAUUGGAGUUGGAUCCUACUCAGUUUGCAAGAGAUGCAUUCAUAUGGGCACAAAUAUGGAAUAUGCUGUAAAGAUUAUUAACAGGAGUAAGCGAGAUCCAUCUGAAGAGAUAGAGAUUCUUCUGCGCUAUGGACAGCACCCAAAUAUUAUUACUUUAAAAGAUGUGUAUGAUGAUGGCAAGUUUGUGUACCUAGUAACAGAAUUAAUGAAAGGUGGGGAGCUACUUGAUAAAAUUCUUCGGCAGAAGUUCUUCUCUGAAAGGGAAGCUAGCGCUGUUCUUCACACCAUUACAAAGACCGUAGAAUAUCUUCACGUGCAAGGAGUUGUGCACAGGGACCUCAAACCAAGCAACAUCCUGUAUGUGGAUGAAUCGGGAAAUCCAGAAUCUAUUCGAAUUUGUGACUUUGGAUUUGCUAAACAACUACGAGCUGAGAAUGGUCUUCUUAUGACACCAUGUUAUACGGCUAAUUUUGUGGCCCCUGAAGUUCUGAAAAAACAAGGAUAUGACGCAGCAUGUGAUAUAUGGAGUCUUGGUGUUCUGUUGUACACUAUGCUUACUGGUUUUACCCCCUUUGCCAAUGGCCCUGAUGAUACUCCAGAAGAAAUUUUAGCACGGAUAGGCAGUGGAAAGUUUUCUCUAACUGGAGGAUAUUGGAAUUCAGUGUCUGCGGAAGCAAAGGACCUGGUGUCCAAGAUGCUUCAUGUUGAUCCUCACCAAAGGCUGACGGCUGCCCUGGUGUUGCGACACCCUUGGAUUGUACACAAGGACCAGCUACCGCAGUACCAGUUAAAUAGGCCAGAUGCUCCACAUUUAGUAAAGGGUGCAAUGGCAGCCACUUACUCUGCACUGAACCGCAAUCCGCUGUCCCCAGUCCUGGAGCCGGUGGGCUGCUCUACACUCGCACAAAGAAGAGGGAUGAAGAAGUUAACGUCUACUGCUCUCUAAUCGGCGUUGGACUGAAUGCCAAGGGUGCAUUUAGAAGAGAAAAAAAGUAACCGCAGACUUUGUUUCAGCUGGUUUAUAACAAGUGCUACUGUUUUUAUAUCUUUUUAUGGCAGAUGAUAAAAAAAAAAAAAGUAUAUGGUCAUAUUUUUAUGACAUUUGGACUUCUAUAUCAAGUAACUUUAAUUCACUUUAUGAUAUAUUUAAUAGUAUUAUGUCCAGCUAUAAAUCAGUGUACUGUUAAGGACUUGGGGAAAAACAAAUUAAUAAUGUAUUAUUUUUGACUGUAAAGAAGAACAAGGAGUUAGGGUUAUGUGACAUUUUAAGCUGAGUAGGAAGUGCAUGAGUAAAUUUCAGUUUGUUGCUGACCAGCCACUUAAUGCAAAUAUAAAAUCCAAAAGAAAAUACAAAAUUCCUAUCUUUUUAAAUAAAAAAGAUGGUAUGCAGUAAAAAUAUAAAGGUAUUCGGGGUGCAUUGUAGACAUGCUGCAAAAAAAAUAACAUUAAUAAAGCAUUUAUUGAUCUAAAGCAUUUUAAUUUGCUAAAAAAAAAAGGUCUGUGUGUACAGUAUAUAUCUAUAUAUAAAUAAAUAUAUGUAAUAUAUUUAAGCCAAACAGAAACAAAGCAUUAGAUGUUGCUCUGUCACUUGAACAAAUGUAAAAGCCAAUCUGACUUGUAUGUUAUCUUCUAAAUUCUUCGUGAUGUUUAAGCGGCGCACACUCGGGGCUUGUGAGGUCCUGAACUUGAGGGUGGUGGUGGUUGUUGUUUUUUUUUUUAUAUUACUCUUCAGGUUUUUGUAAUUUUUAAAAUAUCAAAUCUUCCAAAUUUGGAUGUAAAACUGAUUUAAAGGCCCAAUAGGCUUUACAAAUGCAGUUCUCUAAUAUUUAAUUUCAUCAGUGUACAAGAAAAGAAAAAUCUCCUUUGGACACCAUAUUAAAAUGUCUUACUGAUGAAAAGAAAUUGAUGGCAUUAA